Molecule: messenger RNA, 1274 nt
Organism: Mercurialis annua (annual mercury)
Lineage: Eukaryota; Viridiplantae; Streptophyta; Magnoliopsida; Malpighiales; Euphorbiaceae
Product: protein POOR HOMOLOGOUS SYNAPSIS 1-like
Exons: 9
Coding region: 47-1069 (340 amino acids)
Source: RefSeq, a predicted model, not a curated record
CUCUUCCAUUUCAAAUUUAGAAAUUGGCACUCAAAAGAUUUCAUCAAUGGCAGCAACAGAUUGUUUGGCACUCAUACUAAGCGAACCUUCCAACGUAGAGAAAUCAGUUACAGAAAAGCUAUGGCAAGUCUCCUUCUCUCGCUUCCUGCUCUAUCCUUCGCUCCCUUCCACGUGUCCUUCCCUCCUUCCUCUUCCUCACACUCGCUAUUACCGCCCUUCCCGCGGCACCUGGAUUUCCUCUCGUUCUCCGUCCGCCUCUCUCCUUCUCCAUCACCGUCCAUCAUCCGCCUCCGAUUCAAUCCUCACCGUCUGUUUCCACGGCCAGAUCAUGGAAGAGCACUAUGUUUCAAAGCUGCAAUUCGCUUGGCCACAGGUGUCUUGUCUCUCUGGAUAUCCUCCUAGAGGUAGCAGAUCUGUUUUCAUAAGUUAUAAAGACUCUGAUGAUGAGAUUCAGCAGUUUGCCGUGCGAUUUUCAGAGAUUGCUGAAGCAGAGACCUUCAUAAAUGCUUUGAAGGAUAUCUUUCAGCAUCCUACUGGAAUUGAACCUCUGAUUAGUGACAUUCGAUCUGAUAUUCCAUCGGAAUCUAUGUUCAGGUCUGCUGAUCGAAUUUCAGCUAGAACUUGUGAAGAGGAAUCAAGUGUUAUGACUCCUGUUCAAACCUCUUAUUACCAACCUGAAAUCACAUUCGACUUGAACUGUGAAGUUGAGAAAGACUCGCAUACUAAUGAGGAGGAAACAAGUGUCUUGCCUCCCGUUCAAACCUCUUAUUACCAACCCGAAAUCUCAUUCAAUUUGAACUGUGAAGUUGAGAAAGACUCGCAUACUAAUGAGGAGACAUUGCCGAAUAACAACUAUGAAGACAUUUGUUCCGCUUUGCCUCCCAGCUUUGCUUCAUUCUUGAGCAACUGCUGUUCUGAUGUCCAACAAGUUGCAAUUCAGUCAAGUUCAGCUGAGGAUGUUGAUCUCAAAUCUCAAAUUGCGAGAUGCAUGGAAGAUUCCUCUUUCCAAGAUAUGUUGAUGAAAGUGGAGAAAGUUAUUGCUGAACUUGGAGAUGAAAUGAUGCUGUAAUUUUCUGUCAUAUCUGCACAUUGAAGCCCUCCACCGUCUAAUUGAUGAAGAUUGUUUAGCUUGAGCAUCUGAUAUGGUUACGUCGGACAAAUUAAGAUCCUCUCAUGUUGUAAUAAAAAUUAAUUAAGUCAUGCUUCAUUAAUUUAUAUUGUAAAGGAUCAAUUUUACAACUCUUUAUCUAAAAAUAUAAAUUAUAUUAUUUUAA